AUGUUUGAUGCCUGUGGAGAAUUGGUGUUUGAGCAAGAAGGCUUGGAAGGAGCGAUCGUGGUGGAGUUUGGCAGAUCAGAAAGUGAUUUCCAUUUCCUGGUAAGGCAGGACAAAUUCCACCUGUGGCUCUUUUCACCUUUCUGCAGACAAGGCAGGUGGAUCUUGGAGCGGCUCUGGGUAGAUGCAACCAGGAAGUCGCAGCCUCCCUGCCUGGACAAGCAGCCAGCCAGCCAGCCGCCCACACUCCCGCUCAGAGUUUGCGCUAAGGAGCUCCGGAGCUUUCCUUGCCCUGCCGAGAAUGGGCCCUUUCCUGCGAUAGGGAGGCGAGCAGCACACGUUAGCCUGGAGGUCUUGGCCACUUUCUCAAGUUCCGCUUUCCUCCUUUCCCGUGAGUGUAUGGCUCCUUCGCUGGAAGAGAAGACAGAGACUGCAACCUCUCCCAGGCCCCCGCUUCCCCCCCAUGUGUGGGGCUUGGGGGCUGUGGCUUCUGUUGCCCCCCUUAUCUUGCUGCUGCUACUCUGCUUUCCCUUCAAAAGGAAAAAACGGCAAUUAUCAACCAGAACUUUUAAGAGGGACUUAAAUGCAUCAGAUCUCAUCAGCGUGACGAGACUGGAAGACCGGCUGAGCCCAGCUGAGAAGACCCUUGAAGAUGGAGAGUUGCACAACAGUAGCUCUUUGCCCAGCCAUCAGGCGGAGAGGCAAACGAAUGGUUUUGCUGCAGACUUCGAGCACAGAAAUGCCAGCUCCCUGAAAGAAAUGAGCGCAGUUAGCCCAAACCACCAAACUCUGGAGAAGGCCGGAAAGCCGGAUCCGCACCACCUGGGAGCCUCGGGACCAUCAGGAGCGUCGUGCCCGAAAGCAACUUCCCCAAGUUCGCUGCAGUUCAGGAAACUCCCUGUGACCCCGAAGGAGGCCCGUGUAUCUGGAGCGGAGCCCCUGAAUGGGAGCAUCGACAACCAAGUUUACGAAAGCAUCGAGGAUGGAGAAGGGGCAUUAUAUACCAGGGACCGGUCGGAAGGAAGGAAGGGCUCUGGCUUGCCAAUCAUUAGCAGCACAGGUUGUGCCGCAGCCCCCGAAUCGCGCAGGAGGGACACGAGGACUAUAGGGUCCAGUGGGGUGCCAAUACAGCCGCCUACAGCCUUGCAGGGCAGCGAGUCCCUGGGCCAGGUGCCGGGACCGACACCCGAGGGAGCGGCUCCCAUCCAGACCAGCUACGACAUGGAGAAACGGUUGAGCGCCAUGUAUGCCAAAGUGGUCAAGAGGCCCAGGCCAGCGCAGGAGUGGCAGCCGGCAAACCACCGCAAGCCCCCCGAACAGGAAGAGGAGGAGCCUCCCCCCAUCCCAGAGAAGCGCUUUGAGAACAUCUACGAGACCUUGAAUCUCGAUGCUGAGGUGCAGGUAGGCUGCCUUGAGGGAUCAGGGCCGUUACACCCAAGGGGGCGCCUUCAAGGCUCUCUUGCAUGCAGGGCCGUCUCGCCAUAG
Messenger RNA from Lacerta agilis (Sand lizard), 1482 nucleotides. RefSeq lists its product as uncharacterized. The transcript is spliced from 6 exons. NCBI's taxonomy places the organism in Eukaryota, Metazoa, Chordata, Lepidosauria, Squamata, Lacertidae. The record is from RefSeq and is a predicted model, not a curated record. Bases 1 to 1482 code for a protein of 493 amino acids.